Messenger RNA from Ceratina calcarata, 3140 nucleotides. RefSeq names its product phosphatidylinositol 4-kinase II alpha (gene Pi4KIIalpha). The coding region runs from base 450 to 3140 and encodes 896 amino acids. Gene Ontology annotation, cellular component: endosome; trans-Golgi network; plasma membrane. Lineage: Eukaryota; Metazoa; Arthropoda; Insecta; Hymenoptera; Apidae. Gene Ontology annotation, molecular function: 1-phosphatidylinositol 4-kinase activity. Gene Ontology annotation, biological process: Golgi organization; endosome organization; phosphatidylinositol phosphate biosynthetic process. The transcript is spliced from 10 exons. The record is from RefSeq and is a predicted model, not a curated record.
GUCAGACCAGAAGGUUCAGAAUCGAAUGAAUUACGUGUACACGAGGUGGUGUUGGAAAUAUUAGGUAUGGCGUUAAUCCUAUCAGCUGAUAUCGUGUACUGGAGUGACGAUUGUGACGACUGUGACGAGUCGUAGUUACAUUACCUAACUGGUCGCGAUCGUGUAGUAGAACGUUAUCGAAAACGUUGCAAACAUAUUUCUUUAUUGGAUGGCUGCUCUCGUACAUUAAUUGAUCCCGUAUUAUUCAUAUUUGUUUACUUUAAUGACGCAAUGGUUACUUCGGUGUUCGUAAUGGUGAAAAUACUUGUUAAACACGAAUUCGAUCGUGUGCGUCAUUGACAAGACAGAUAGAAUAUGGGGAAAUAAAUCGGAUUAUUAGUCAUAAACCAUCUGUAUAAGUGGCCGGUGUGAUAAAAGAAUCUGCCGACCAACCAGCAGAUUCGGUUGUGAUGAGCGACUCCGAACAGCGGCAAUUACACGUGCCUUAUCGAGAAUAUCAUAGUCAGAACAAUACCAGUACUCCUGCCUUGGUCGACACCGAUGCGCUGGUAGACCUCUCGAUCACAACCAACAACUGCUUGCCGGCAAACAACGAGUGCCCGGAACUGAUACCAGACGUUGAAUUCGUUCCAAACCUGAGCAACGAGCAAGCCAUAGCCAUUGAUUCCCCUGGAAUUGACCGGGAGAGCCAGCCUCUCCUUGGUCGUAUGGAAUUUGAUGUGAUUUUCAAUCGUUUCCCUGAUGAUCCGCAGUUCUCGGAAUUAGUAUGGCAGGCUGAAUUUGCAAUAGAUAUUGGAAUCUUCCCUGAGAGGAUAUAUCAAGGCUCCAGUGGCAGUUACUUUGUAAAAAACCCCACAGGGAAGAUAAUCGGUGUUUUCAAGCCAAAGGAUGAAGAACCUUACGGAAGGUUGAAUCCGAAAUGGACGAAGUGGAUGCACAAACUUUGUUGUCCCUGCUGUUUUGGAAGAAGUUGUCUGAUUCCAAAUCAGGGAUAUCUCAGCGAGGCAGGAGCAAGUUUAGUUGACCGUAAAUUGAGCCUGGGGAUAGUUCCAAACACUAGAGUAGUUAAACUUGUCAGUAAAACAUUUAACUACCCACGCUUAGACCGUCAAAAGGCUCGUAUGAAACAAGUCAUCGUCGAUCAGUUUCCAACGGUGGGCUCCCAUUUCAAUCGUGUCGGUUUGCCGCCGAAAGUCGGUUCUUUUCAAGUUUUCGUAGACGGUUACAAGGACGCCGAUUACUGGCUAAGGCGAUGGGAGAGCGAACCGCUGUCGCCCCAUCUCAGCAGAGAGUUCCAACUCCAAUUCGAACGUUUAGUUAUCUUGGAUUAUAUAAUUAGGAAUACCGACAGAGGUAACGAUAAUUGGUUAAUUAAAUACGAUAACAGUAAUGGGAAAAAUGGGUCGGAACAGGGUGAAGUAAAGAUAGCCGCGAUAGACAAUGGUCUGGCGUUUCCCUUCAAACACCCAGAUUCGUGGCGUGCCUAUCCUUAUCACUGGGCUUGGUUAAGCCAAGCGAAACAACCUUUCAGCGAUGUAACGCGGGAGCUCGUGUUACCGCAGCUCUCGGAUCAAAAUUUUGUACAAGAUCUUUGCGACGAUUUGUAUCACUUAUUUAAACAAGACAAAGGUUUUGAUCGACCCCAUUUCGAUAAGCAGAUGAGCGUGAUGCGCGGUCAGAUCUUGAACUUGCAACAAGCUUUAAAGGAUGCCAAAAGCCCCGUGCAACUGGUCCAAAUGCCUGCUGUGAUCGUUGAAAAAUAUGUUCAGCCAAUGCGAGCGAAGUCGUUUGCCCCCGUGAGAAUGUACAAUCCACCGUCGAAGACGAUCGACACCAGUACCACGUACCACAUGUCCUACCUCAACGUGGACCACGCAGAAAUGCGGCGGAGCCGAUCGCAACCGAUCCGACCUAAGCCUGCUCUCACCAAGUCCGAUGCACGAUUUGCCGGCGAGACCACCAAUCAAUUGAGUUACAAGAGUAUCGGCCACGUGCCUAAAACGAAACCGAUUUUUCCGAAGCAAAGGUCGAUGAUCGGAACCGGUCCCAUGGACUGUGUCACCACGGUUCGUCACGACUUCCAGCGGAAAUACGUGGAGAAGCCAGACAUGAUAGUUCCUUGCGGGAACAUCCGUUUGAGCACAGGCAAACUGGACGCGAGCACCACCGCCAAGCUUUCUUACGUCGAUCCUGGUUGCACCGAGCCAACGAUGAACUUUAAACCGAUCGCGGUUUACUGUCCUCCGAGCGAACCGAUUCCUCAUGACACUACGCACAAAUUAAGUUAUCAGCCAGUUCGUAUCGAGGAAAGGGAAGCGUGCCCUUGGCAGCAGAAACCGAUCUACAGACCCCCGGAUGUCGCGAUGUGCGGUAAGACGACGUACUCGGAAAGCUUCUUGAAGAACGAGGAAGGCUGCUGCACGGAGAAGCCUAUUAAACCUGUGGCUGCCGAUGUAUUCCCUCGAGGCGGUCAAUUCCACGGGAAGACGAUCUACAAAGAAAGUUAUUUGCAGUCGGGCAAGAUAGAACGUGUCGAGCCUAUUCUUCCUUGCAACGCUAUAUCGAAACCGGACGGCAAGAUAUCCACGGAUACAACGAGCAAAAUGAGUUAUCAACCGGUUCAAAGCGAGAAACGUUCACCGAUAUUACCUCGAAGCAGAAGCAUGAUCGGAGACGGUCCGAUGCAAUCUGAGACCACGAAUCGUUGCGAGUUCGUGCAGAAAAUGACUAUGCGUCCUGAUCUAGUUGUCCCUUGUGACAAUCUUCGUAGCGCCGAUACUCCGAUUGACGAUAGGACCACCACCAGGCUUUCCUACGCGAAACCAGGUCCCGUGGAAUGGGUGCAGAGCUUCAAACCUCUCGCUAUAUACAAGAGGCUGCCCGACAAAAUCGAAUGCGACACCGUCAAUAAACUGUCCUAUCAACCGUGGAGCCCAAUUCCCAAAGAAACCGUGCCAUGGGCAGCUAAGGCCAAGUACCAGCCACCCACGAAUCCAAUGUGCGCUGAUACUAUUUAUCAAGUCAGUUAUCCAGCGCCUGGCCACUACGAGGAGACUUGCAUUCCCGACGAGUGCGACUGCUUGCACUCUCACGACGGAUAUCCUGUAACGGAGACAGCGAACCAAGAGAUCUGUGCCUGA